This is a messenger RNA of Notothenia coriiceps (black rockcod), 1099 nucleotides long. RefSeq names its product transcription factor SOX-5-like. Gene Ontology annotation, cellular component: nucleus. The coding region runs from base 1 to 909 and encodes 302 amino acids. Gene Ontology annotation, biological process: cell fate commitment; regulation of transcription by RNA polymerase II; positive regulation of chondrocyte differentiation. Lineage: Eukaryota; Metazoa; Chordata; Actinopteri; Perciformes; Nototheniidae. The record is from RefSeq and is a predicted model, not a curated record. Gene Ontology annotation, molecular function: RNA polymerase II cis-regulatory region sequence-specific DNA binding; DNA-binding transcription factor activity, RNA polymerase II-specific. The transcript has 4 exons.
AUGGCAGUCUCAGAGCGGGAGUACCACUUCAGGUCGUACCGCACCGACUUGAACAGAGCGAAAACGGGGACGAAGUCGACGACUGAGUCUGAGAGGUCCCGCGGCCGGGAAGAGGAUUGGUUGUGUUUUGUCAAGUUGUCAGCCGAGUCUCACACUAAGUUAGUCUCACUUUUGGUUACUUACUCGAACUUUGGUGGCUUGGACGUCAACCUACGUCUUUGCUCCCCCAGCGUGUCAGACUCCAGAAUAUUCCGGGAGGCUCGGGGUCGCGGCACUGCCGAGCCGCACAUCAAGAGGCCGAUGAACGCCUUCAUGGUGUGGGCCAAAGACGAGAGGAGAAAGAUCCUGCAGGCCUUCCCCGACAUGCACAACUCUAACAUCAGCAAGAUCCUCGGCUCACGCUGGAAAUCCAUGACUAAUCUGGAGAAGCAGCCGUACUACGAGGAGCAGGCUCGCCUCAGCAAGCAGCAUCUGGAGAAAUACCCCGACUACAAGUACAAGCCGCGGCCCAAACGCACCUGCCUGGUGGACGGCAAGAAGCUGCGCAUCGGCGAGUACAAGGCUAUCAUGAGGUCCCGCAGGCAGGAAAUGAGACAAUACUUCAGUGUUGGGCAGCAAGGCCAAAUACCCUUGUCCUCCGGAGGGGUGGUUUACCCAGGCGCCCUCUCCAUGGCAGGAAUGCCCUCCCCCCAAAUGCCCUCAGAGCACUCAAGCAUGUCCAGCAGCCCAGAGCCAAACGCCACCCACCACCAGAACCCCCACCUGGCUGGCCUGAAGGGGGAGGAGCCACGAAUCAAGCAGGAGGUGCUGCGGCUGGACGACAGCAACGGCAACGGGUACGACGACUUCGAAUACGAGGACGAAGAGGCAGAAUACACCAGCGAUAAUGAGAACCAUAUCACCCAAUAGGACGGCCUGACAGCUGCCUAUUUCUAAGCCAAUCACAGCUGGUUAUCCCCACACAAUCCUAAACCCACCAAUCAGGAAGAAAACUCUCUUUUUGCCAAUCACCUCGAGUCCCAAUCUCACAACACCCGCCCCCCUACCCUUCCUGACUAACAUGGACUCUUUAAGAGAGCCAAAUGUUUCCCAUCCCCCC